Molecule: messenger RNA, 2547 nt
Organism: Podarcis muralis (Common wall lizard)
Lineage: Eukaryota; Metazoa; Chordata; Lepidosauria; Squamata; Lacertidae
Source: RefSeq, a predicted model, not a curated record
GCCAUUUUGGCUUUCCCCAUUGCACGGAUAAGUUUGCACGUUGCAUCGGGGUGAAAGAGGAGGAAGGGGGGAUUCUCGAGAGCAGAAGAAAACUCAUUCAUUCAUUCCUCUUUGAAAGCUUGGUGGAAUAUUGUGCAUAUUUUUAAUUAAAUACCUGGACAUUUUAAAAAAUCAGAUAACAUAAUCCGCUUUUUUAAAAAAUGAAAAAGUCUGCAAUUGCAGUACCCCCCUGAAUAUUUUAAAGUGUUCUGAAAUGUCCUGUAUAUCAUGGGGAUGGGGUGUGUGGAAAUCUCAGAUCCUGGGGCCAAAUGGGGGUCUACGCGGGUGAGAGGGCACCGUCUGAACCCUGCAACACGUGAAUGCCGAGACCGCCAACCUUUGAUUACGGGGCUGUUUAUUUCUCCAGGGUCAAAAGGGCCCUCCCUGCUGGACGUUGGCCGAAGAGCAAGGGAGGCCAUGCUGGAGAAUGAGGGGGACGUGGCCUCUCUGGCACUGCCGCAUCCCAAGUCGAGCCUCGUCCCCAGCGCAGAGCAAGCGGAAGAGCCCAGGACGCCACAAUAUCAGAUCUCAGAUGAAACAGGGGCUGCCAUUUUGGACACCAGCUCAGCAGGUAUUUCAAGGAGGAAACACUUCUGCCCAGAGAGUGGCCAAUGCUUUGCCUUCGGAUUGGCUCUUGCUAGACACCAGAGAAUCCACACAGGGGAGAAGCUCCAGGAAAGCUCUGAGAGUGGGGAAUGUUUUGCUCAGAGUUCAGAGCUUGUGAGCCCUUUGGAAACCCCUGUGUCUUUGGAGUUCAGGAAGGUUCUUGCUCAUCAGCCCAUCGUUCUGAUCCACCGGAACGUCCAUGCAGGAGGAGAUAAGCCAUAUCGCUGCUUGGAGUGUGGGGAAGGUUUUCCCCGACUCUCAGAUUUUGUGAAACAUGAAAGAGGCCACACAGGGGAGAAACCCCACAAAUAUGGCAAGAGUAGGAUCGGGUUCCCCAAGAGAUCACAGCUUCAUGGACCCCAUAAAGUCCACACAGGAGAGAAGCCCCACAAAUGCAGUGUUUGUGGGUUAUGCUUUUCUGUUAGGUCAGAACUUGUUACCCAUCAGCGAACCCACACUGGAGAAAAACCCUAUAAAUGCCCAGAGUGUGGGAAAUCAUUUGCUCACAAGUCAGGCCUUGUAAUCCAUCGGAGGCUCCACACAGGAGAGAAGCCCUAUGAAUGCUGGGAGUGUGGGAAAUGUUUUCCUCAAAAUGCACAUCUUUGGAGCCAUCGGUUGGUUCACACAGGGGAGAAACGGUAUAAAUGCUUUGAAUGUGGAAAAAAGUUUACUUGCCGUUCCAGCCUUGUAAGCCAUCAGAAAACCCACACAGGAGAAAGGCCCCAUAAGUGUCUGGAGUGUGGCAAAUGUUUCCCCAGAAAUGGAAGUCUCAGGCGACACCAGAGAAUCCACACAGGAGAGAAACCCUAUGAAUGUAGAGAGUGUGGGAAAUGUUUUCAUGAGAAAGCUGAACUUCUGAGCCAUCAGACUGUGCACACCGGGGAGAGGCCUCAUAAAUGUGCGGAGUGUGGGAAAUGUUUUAUUUCAGCAUCACAUCUUGCAAUCCACCAGAGAAUCCAUACGGGAGAGAAACCCUACAAAUGCGUGGAGUGUGGAAAAUGCUUUUCCCAGAAACAACACCUCAAGCAGCACGAAAAAAUCCACACUGGGGAGAAACCCUACAAAUGUGUGGAGUGUGGAAAAUGUUUUGCCAGCAAAUCACACCUUCAUGUACACCAGAGAAUCCACACAGGAGUGAGACCAUAUGAAUGUGGAGAGUGUGGGAAAUGUUUUUCCACUUCAUCACAUCUUAUUAUUCAUAAGAGAGUCCACACAGGAGGAAAGCCACAUAAAUGUUUAGACUGUGGAAUGUCAUUUACUUUAGCACAAAGCCUUAGGGGGCACCAGAAGACCCACACAGGAGAGAAACCCCACAAAUGCUUGGAGUGUGGGAAAUGUUUUUUAAGGAAAGACACCCUUGUCUCCCAUCAGAGAACCCACACAGGAGAGACACCCUAUAAAUGCUUGGAGUGUGAGAAAUACUUUGCAAGAAAAUCAGAGCUUAACAUGCAUCAAAGGAUCCACACAGGAGAGGAAGCUUACAAGUGCUUGGAGUGUGGGAAAUGUUUUCGUCAGAAAGGGAAUCUUUUGAAACACCAGAGAACCCACACAGGAGAAAAACCCUACAAAUGCAUGGAGUGUGGGAAAUGUUUUUCUUGGUCAUCAUAUGUUCGCAAACACCAGAAAGUCCACACAGGAGAGAGGCCUUACCAAUGUGUAGAGUGUGGGAAAUGGUUUUCACAGAGUGGGAACCUUAGAAAACACCAGAGACUCCAUAUGGAAUAGAAAGCAUAUAAAUGUUGGGAGUGCGGGGAAUGCUUUGUAAAGAAAGGAACCUUUUAUCAGCACUGGAGACUCCACGAAGGAAAUACAACGCAAGUGUCUGGAGUGUGGGAAAUGAAUUGCUGCUCAUUUGGAUCUUCAAAGGCACCAGAGAAUCCACUAAAAAGGGAAACCCAUUAA